GCCAAGCUAGGCUGAGACUGCAGAGCCGGGAAGUAGCGCUGCUGCUGCUGCUGUGUCCUUACAAGUUGGGGGAGGGAGGACAAGUGCACGCACUUUGUAAGAAGAAUAAGAAAUAAGAUUAUUAUCUGGAGGGAAGUGUGCCCGUGUGCCUGGCGCUGCUGCUGCCGCUGCUGGUGUGAGAUGCGCUGCACAAACUUCCCGUCCCCAGUCUCACCCUCACCAUUGUGUCAUCUGUGCUGCUGCUGCUGCUGGGGGAGGACGCCGGGCGCCAGCAGGCACUUUUAGGGAAGGAGCGGAGGGGAUGUCAUGCGGUGCAAUGUGACCUGGCUUUCUCCCUGGCCCGACUCGUUAAGAUGAAGAUCCAUGGCGAAUGGGACUGGAAGUAGCAUGCUAAAAUGCGUGGUGGUGGGAGAUGGGGCGGUGGGCAAAACUUGUCUGCUCAUGAGCUAUGCCAAUGAUGCCUUCCCAGAGGAGUAUGUGCCCACAGUGUUUGACCACUAUGCAGUCAGCGUUACCGUUGGCGGCAGACAGUACCUCCUGGGUCUUUACGACACUGCCGGACAAGAAGAUUAUGAUCGCUUGAGACCGCUGUCUUAUCCCAUGACCGACGUCUUCUUGAUCUGUUUUUCCGUGGUAAAUCCGGCCUCGUUUCAAAAUGUGAAGGAGGAAUGGGUUCCUGAGCUGAAGGAGUAUGCCCCAAAUGUACCUUUCUUGCUGGUGGGCACCCAGAUCGACCUCCGAGAUGAUCCCAAGACUCUAGCAAAACUAAAUGAUGUGAAGGAAAAACCCAUUAAUGUUGAGCAAGGGCAUAAGCUAGCCAAAGAGAUCGGGGCAUACUGCUACGUGGAGUGUUCGGCUUUGACGCAGAAAGGACUGAAGUCUGUAUUUGAUGAGUCAAUUAUAGCUAUACUAACUCCAAAGAAGAACCUUAUGAAGAGGAGAAUAGGCUCGAGAUGUAUAAACUGCUGUCUGAUCACGUGAGACACACGCAUGGCUCCCGUGAGAACACAUGGUACGAGUUACUUGCACCACAGCUGCACAAAGAUUUUAUUGUCUCGAUUUGCAAAUACAACAUUGGCAGCAACACACUGGGGACAUGAUUGUUCAUGGAUUCUUCUGAUGGAAAGUUGCAGGUUCUCUUGUCAUAAGUUAUAUAGGAACCACAUGUGUGCAGCGUGGUGACUGCUCCCCAAGUCUCACUGCAUCGAAGCUGUGGCCAUCUGCUCUUAUCUGCUUUUGUAUGUGAGAUGUUUCCUGUUCCAGUAAAUCCAGAAUGGUGCGAGCAGGAGACCUGCCAAGUACCCCAAAGUAGCACCCAGUGAGCAAGAGAUGGGCCAUACCUGCAGGAAGCAAGGAAAUGAGGUCAUCAGUGCAAUGGCAGGAAUAAGUUUUACAGAAAGUGAUUAUAUAUACACAGGCCGUCUGCCAGACAGACGUAUUCUGCACACACUCAUUUAAAUAAUAGCCUGCAGUGAAAAUAUGCUUCCCACCUCAAUUAAGGCAAUUUACUGGAUACUUUAAAAGGUUCGAAAUGCAUCCUGUGGUUUUUUGUUUGAGGAUUUAUUUUUUUGUAUUAAGGAAAAAAUAUAAUCACUAAAACUGAAAUACAAGUCGCUUGGCAUAAUAAAAGUUCCUGAAGUUAUUACAACUGAUAUACUGGAAAACACAACAUUAAAUGUAAUGUGGAGGGGACACAGGCAACAUUGUCAGACUUGCGUUUCCACUGCGGAUCAUGCUUUCCAGUGGUGGUGUGCCUCCCGCAUUGGGCAUGACCUGGCAGAUGGGGGCUCCCCCAGCUAGAAAUACAUCAGAUUAAUCUGUGCCGACAUGAUGAAGUCAAGGAGAAAUACCUCACACAGGAGCGCUGAAGAUGCUGCAUUCAGCAGUCUCCAUUCACUUCUAGGAUUGUGUCCAAACAGAGCUACACGGAUCUUAGCAUACAUUAGGAUUACAUAAGAGAUGCACCUAUAUAAAAGCAUUCAUCAUCUGGAGAUGCUAUGUCUCUUGAGGGUUGCUACCAUUAAGUCAUGUAGUAAAUAUAAUUAGUGGUGCCGCUAUGGUAGUGACAGCUGAAAUAGAUAUACUGUAUAUGUAGUGUUAAUGAAAGAGGGCCUAGCUGCAUUUAUCCAAAGAAAACGGUUCCAUAUCUAUGGGCAAAGCCACAAUUAGUUAUAAUGGCUCAAGUGACGUCUCAAUCCCGGAGCUCCUAGGGUCUUUUCAAAAAUAAAAAUCAGUAAACCUUCAAGCUAUGAUUUAUAGCUAAUAUCGCACAUUCUCUCCACAUUAUGCUGCCUGAGGUGGUCUUACCCCAGAGCAGCCAAGCAUAAUAACCAGUCUGAAAUGUCUUCUUUUGGUCUUUAUACGAAAAUGGGAGUAGGUGCCGAUCCUGCAGUGUAUAACCACAGUAUAGUGCACAUCAAUCUGAACAACAUCUGGACCACCUUUUGAUAGAAAAUCAUAAUCUACGGCUUUGGGCUCCACACUGCAGCCCUGUACAACAGUACAUAAAAACAGAUGGAGUGUAAAAAUUUAUUUUUUUAGCAUCUGACAGUCCAUGUAACACUAUUAAAAAUAUGACUUCAGGGCACAAGCCUCUCCCGCAGGAAUAAAAACUUCCAGAUCUUGACUUGACGUCAAAGUUCCACUUAACAUCCAUUUCCUUGUGAGGUUUCUAAAGUGUAGUAAUCCCAAGACAGAAGCCUGUAAGCAUUCUUUUUAGCGCUGUCUCCAGCUUUUUUUUUUUAGGAGCCAUAGCUGUUUCAAAUAGGCUCAGCACCCUGGGAGGUUAGAAGGAUAAGGAUAAUUGACUGUGGAACGUACACCUGGCUUAAUUGCUCAGUCAAGUAUAAGGGUUUUAACAAGAAGAAAAUAAAAACCACCACCCAGAAAGAGUGCUCACAUUUUACAUAUUAAAUAUUGGGACAAAACAUACAGUAUAAGCAGAAAUUCAGUAAAUAGUUAUUCAGCCUCUAGAAUAUGCAGGAUUGGAACUGCAGAAGCUGUAGGUACUUCUCGCCUAUAGGUCUAGUGAAACACAUAGUUGAACCAGUGUUACAUUUUGUGUACACAAGUUAGGGUAACAGAAACUGACCUUUGCCACUAGGUGACAGUCUUUCUUCUUACAGUACUGAGCGCACAAAUUGGUUUUCCGAAAAAAAUGGAAUGUUACUAUGUAAGCCUUUUUAAGUGUGCGUGGAAGGCCGGCUAUUACACAUACCGACUAAUAUUCAAAAGCAUUCAUCGUAUCUCUUCACCAGAAACUGGUGCUUCAGUGAGAUCAUUAGAGAAAUGGUAAUAAGUACACUCUAAGGGGCCCUACACACUGGCCGACCCGCUGCUGAGCUGCCCGACGGCGGAUACGGCCGACGAGCGUCCCCCGUCUGCAUUGAAGUGCAGGCAAAUAUGGACGAGAUCGUCCAUAUUGGCCUGCAUGUACAGCCAACGGGGGACCAGCGCUGAACGAGUGCAGGGCCGCGCAUCGUUCAUCGCUGGAGCCUCCACACUCAAAGAUAUUAACGGUAUCUCGUUCAUAUCUUUGGCUGAUGUCGGCCAGUGUGUAGGGCCCUUAAGGCAGACAAAAAUAAAGCAAUUUCAGGUUGGCUCAUAGAUGGUCAAUUUAAAAUUGUAUUUAGAGAAUGGACUAGUUGUAGUUUACGUGAGUUUGUAGACCAAGCUUAAAUGCUAUUUCUUCCUCCUAUGUCACAAGCGUAUUUAUACUUUUUUUUUUUUUUUACUUGCAAGUGUGCGAGUUAGCACGGCAGACAAACAACAAAUUGGGCAUGAUUCAAUUAUUAUAGCCACCAGCAACCAGUAGAUGGCAUCCAUCGGAGAUAUUCACUUGUUGUGCCAUUUGGGACUGAUCAGCUGUCGGAACCUGCAUUUCAGCUUGCACCCACUGGGGGGAAAGGUGAGCUGAAAUAAGUGAAAAAGUGACCAAACAGGACUUCGGUCAGGAUUAAACCCAACCUCUAUGGGUGCUAUAAGCGCUUUAUACGGGAUUAGGGGCGAUAAACAACUGCAACUCACAUAGGAUUUUGCAACCAAAUGCAAAAAUUAGUUCGAGAUGCAAGAUUUAGGAGGAUAAUCUAAUGAACAUCAACUCUUGGAGAUUCGGCCCUCUUUAGAGGAGCAAUUAGUUUAGAGUAGAGCUUUUAUUAGGGUGGAACCAAAUAUUUGCACAGCCCCAGAAAAGCACAUUUAAAUGCACAGAGUAUAAACACAGUCCCAGUGUCCCCCUUGCUCUGUCUAAACUAGCAGCAUAGUUCGAGAAAAGGGCGAUGUAAUUAAGGUAAGUGAUCAGACAGUAACGGUUUACUUUUUGUGCUCUCCUAUAUUUGCAAAAUGUCCAAAAGGUUUCGCUCUAAACAUCAGAAUGAGGAAAGCAAGCACUAGCUUAUGUGCGCAAGAGGCGUAAAGCACAGUGGUAAGCAACACAGCAUUUUGUAAUGGGUCUUAGUGUCCUUAUUUCAGUUAUGUGGCACAGCACCAGAGGGGGUCACUUGGAUUUACUAGGACAGUGCUGCAGAAAUGACCUAGAAAGAUUAUUAUACCAGUGUGGCUUUUUUGUAUAGCUGCAUUUUAUAUGUAGUUCCAUGUUGUAGAUUUGAAAACUAAACGCUUCCGUUGAUAUGAUCCUAAUUUUCUAUUGGAUAACUGAGAGGGCACUUUUUAUAUUGUUCAUUUUACAUUCAAAUGUUGAGAGACACUGUGGUUAUUUGAAGACUGCAAAACUGGACGGCAAGAGAAUGGAUAUCAUGAACACUUUUCCACAGACAUGAAUAGCAUACAAAUGAUAUAGAUCAGGGGAUCUCAAACUCGGUCCUCAGGACCCCACACAGUGCAUGUUUUGCAGGUAACCCAGCAAGUGCACAGGUGUAUUAAUUACUCACUAACACAUUUUAAAAGGUCCACAGGUGGAGCUAAUUAUUUCACUUGCGCUUCUGUGAGGAGACCUGGAAAACAUGCACUGUGUGGGAUCCUGAGGACCGAGUUUGAGAACCUGUGAUAUAGAUAAAAUGUAGUAUUUUGUAACGUGAAGGCUCUGCAAAGCAGCCAUCGCCAAUAUGGAGGCAGCAACUUUGCCUAGAGCUGAGGUAUAGUACAUGUCUUGUUGAAAUGUGCAUCACUUAUUUACACACAAGCAAGGCACAAUCUCAAUGCAAGCCUCUGCACAACUUGAUCAUGCCAAUGUGCCUCAGUCGUUCUAUGGAGCAACAAUUGCUGAUGUGAUAAGCAUAGCUCAUUUACCCAUGCCUAAUAAACCUGUGUAGUAUUUAUUACAA
Messenger RNA from Pseudophryne corroboree (corroboree frog), 5282 nucleotides. It is a transcript of the gene RHOQ, whose product is annotated as ras homolog family member Q. Lineage: Eukaryota; Metazoa; Chordata; Amphibia; Anura; Myobatrachidae. The transcript is spliced from 5 exons. The record is from RefSeq and is a predicted model, not a curated record. Gene Ontology annotation, molecular function: protein kinase binding; GTPase activity; GTP binding. Gene Ontology annotation, biological process: endocytosis; cortical actin cytoskeleton organization; establishment or maintenance of cell polarity. The coding region runs from base 364 to 981 and encodes 205 amino acids.